AUGAAGUUCAACCUGAUCGCCCUCUCCACCCUGCUGGCCCUGGCUGCCGCCGCGGACUCCACCACCUCCACGGUGGCUCCGGCCACCACUCUUAGCGCUGAGGCUCAGUGCGCUACCAAGUGCAAUGCCAACGACGUCUGCUGCAUUGCUCAGUGUUACCACGUCCCCUGUCCCAGCGACGACCAGGCCAACGACACCAACAGCUGUGUCGCUGCCUGCCCCCAGGGCACUGGCUCGCCCGCCGACACCCAGAAGUACGCCGACUGUGAGCAGAAGUGCUACAGCUCGCACUUCUUCCCUGCCACCGGCGCUGUUGCCGAGGCCACCAACUCUGCCUCCUCUGGUUCCUCGGGCACCACUGCCUCUGGUAGCUCGGCCACCCAGACUGGCUCCAGCUCUAACUCCAACAAGGGCGCCAGCAGCACCAGCGGCUCUGCCACCGGUACCUCCAGUGGUGCCGUUCAGUCCACCGGUGCCGCUGCCAACAUCCAGCUGGGUGCCUCUGGCGCUGGCCUCUUCGGUCUCGUCCUGGCUGCCUUCGCUCUAUAA
Penicillium subrubescens is the source of this 549-nucleotide messenger RNA. RefSeq lists its product as uncharacterized. Lineage: Eukaryota; Fungi; Ascomycota; Eurotiomycetes; Eurotiales; Aspergillaceae. Bases 1 to 549 code for a protein of 182 amino acids. The record is from RefSeq and is a predicted model, not a curated record. The transcript has 3 exons.